AUGACCUCAACCUGCCUUGUCCGGAAUAUGCUUGACUUGCCACGCGAGCUGCGCGACAUGGUGUACUCGUACUUCUGGGAUGAACUGACCGUCCAUUCUCUCCCACUUGCUCGAGUCCUCGAUUCGGGUGGCGUAUUAACCAAGAUACCGCAAAUCGCAGACAAGAAGCUCGUCGGCGAGCAAAUAGCAGCAGAGGCAGUGGGUUGGCUAUACAACAACUCGCUCCAUCUUACCAUCAAUCGGCCCUCGGGUCUGCCAGGGUUCCUCAGCGACGACAUCUUCGCAACUGGCGUGCGUGCUGAAGCAUGUAGUCUGCGUCGACUUACCAUCGAGAUCACGGACAUGGACUGCGACGUGUCAGGCUUACAAGCACUCACGACGGCAAAGCUUCGAAACGACUUUCAUCUACAUAUUCGAAUCGGCCUCGGGUCCAAGAGCAUCAAAGGUAUCGUUCACCUCGGCGUUCGACUCGCAGAAUUACCUAUUCCCGCGAGUGAUGCCAUGAUCGUAGCAGAAGACGUGGAACCGUGGGAUGUGACAGAUCUGAUGGGAGAACCAUACUUGGCUUGGGAAGACGCUCUACAUGGCGUGUUGUGA
This is a messenger RNA of Parastagonospora nodorum SN15, 597 nucleotides long. RefSeq lists its product as hypothetical. Lineage: Eukaryota; Fungi; Ascomycota; Dothideomycetes; Pleosporales; Phaeosphaeriaceae. The coding region runs from base 1 to 597 and encodes 198 amino acids. The record is from RefSeq and is a predicted model, not a curated record. The transcript has a single exon.